AUGGUAACAGAUCCAGAUGCGGAGGUGAUAGCACUAUCUCCCAAGACCCUAAUGGCAACAAACAGGUUUAUAUGUGAGGUGUGCAGCAAAGGGUUCCAAAGGGAGCAAAACCUACAGCUACACAGAAGAGGACACAACUUGCCUUGGAAGCUUAAGCAGAAGACUACAAAAGAGCCAAAGAGAAAGGUUUAUCUGUGUCCCGAACCCACAUGCGUCCACCAUGACCCUUCAAGGGCUCUUGGAGACCUCACAGGGAUUAAGAAACACUACUCUCGCAAACAUGGCGAGAAGAAGUGGAAGUGUGACAAGUGCUCCAAGAAGUAUGCUGUUCAAUCAGAUUGGAAAGCCCAUUCUAAGACUUGUGGCACCAAAGAAUACAGAUGUGACUGUGGCACCCUCUUCUCCAGGAGAGACAGUUUCAUCACCCACAGGGCCUUCUGUGAUGCACUUGCUCAAGAGAGUGCAAGACAGCCACCAAACCUUAGUGCCGCCAUUGGAACCCACAUCUUCGGAACCACCACCAACACCAUCCCCUUGAACCUUUCUCAGGUUGCUUCUCACAUAUCCAGCAUCCAAGACACCAACACCCAACCACCUGAACUCCUCCGCCUCGGUGGUGCUGCCGCUGCGACCAGAACUACCCAAUUCGACCACCUCCUAGGUUCUCCCUUCAGACCCUCCCAACAACAGCAACCCUUCUUCAUCGAACCUAACCACAGCUAUCACCCCGACCAACACCAACAACAAGGUUUGCUCCAAAACAAGCCCUUCCAACAAGGACUAAUGCAACUGUCUGAUCAUCUCAACAACAACAACUCACCCUUCAACCUUCCCUUCCUUUCAAACACCACCACCAAUGCUUCAUUCUCUGAAAACUUCAACAAUGCCAACAACACAAACGAGGGCACCAACUUCUUCACAACUUCAAGCGCUCCUUCGCUCUUCAGCAGCAGCAACAAUGCUGUCAGUGCCAACGCCAAUGCACUAUCUCACAUGUCUGCAACUGCACUGCUUCAGAAAGCUGCACAAAUGGGUGCAACUUCGAGCAACAGCACCGCUUCGCUAUUGAAAAGUUUCGGAAGCGCGUCCUCCAGCAGCGGCUCAAAAUCCGAGCAACACAGGCCACUGGUAAAUGCUGCAAACUACGGUGGUGGAAUCUUCGGAGGAAACGUGAACGAACAGAGUAACAGCAACCUACAAGACCUGAUGAACUCGUUCGCUGUUAGUGGAAACUCUUCCAUUUUCGAAGGUGGGUUUGAAGCAUAUGAUCAUAACAGUAAUAAUAACAACAGGGAGGGGAAAGUGCACGCAAUGAGUGGAAGCAGCAGCAUUGGAGGGUCUGAUAGACUCACCCGCGAUUUUCUGGGUGUGGGUCAGAUAGUGAGAGGCAUGAAUGGAAGUGGAAGUGUUGCACAGAGAGAACAACAACAUGGCUUCAACCUGAGUUCUCUGGAAGCAGAUCAAAGAAACAACAAUAACAGCAAUAACAACAGUAACAAUAAUGCUGCGCCGUCAGGCCUAGCUUUUGGAGGUGGUGGAGGGAAUUUUCAGUGA
Sphenostylis stenocarpa is the source of this 1554-nucleotide messenger RNA. The record is from the annotation of a GenBank genome assembly. NCBI's taxonomy places the organism in Eukaryota, Viridiplantae, Streptophyta, Magnoliopsida, Fabales, Fabaceae.